AGCCUGUCUGUUAACAGGUCUUUAAUUUUUGACGUUUUGUUGUCGUCGUUUCGUUUCGUCUCUUUCACCUUCGUAUAUUAUACACAAACACGUGUACUGUUUCGCGGAUAUUUUAUUUUACGGAUACGUGUUGUUCUUGCAUUUGCUCCUGUACUCUAGGAAUUCCAAAAUAAAACUACUUGUCUUACGUGUCCAUUGAACCAGUAGUACUCCAGUAUACAAACGUGUCACGUUUCGAUUGUUACUAUAGAAAGUUAAGAAGAUUUACAUGAUGAAAACGAGAAGUGAAAUUAGAUUUAUCUUUUAUGCGGGUGCAAUAUUUAUAUGUUAUUUUAUUUUUGCUAUGUUACAAGAAAAAAUAACCAGGGGCAAAUAUGGAGAUAAUGACAAGUUCACUUGCGCGUUGUCCCUGGUAUUGAUCCAAUGUUUCGUAAAUUACUUGUUUGCCCAAAUAUUGAUGGUAUCCUGGACACAUGAGAAAGAUACAACAAGAACCGUUUAUUAUUUUUCAUCAGCAUUAACAUAUCUAUUGGCUAUGCUGUGUUCAGUGAUGGCCCUACAGUGGGUAAAUUAUCCAACACAGGUUGUGGGGAAAGCUGCAAAACCAAUACCGGUGAUGAUUCUUGGUGUUUUAAUUGGACGCAAAUCAUACCCACUGAAGAAAUACCUUUUUGUUCUCUUGAUUGUGAUUGGUGUUGCACUCUUCAUGUAUAAAGAUCAAGGCAAAAAGACUUCCGAUGACUCCGGCAUGGGAAUUGGAGAACUCCUGCUACUUGUAUCGUUAACCAUGGAUGGCUUGACUGGUGCUGUACAGGAACGUAUUAAGAGUGAAUCAUCUCCUACCGCAUAUUCAAUGAUGCUGAACACGAAUUGGUGGUCAACUAUUAUUUCGGCGAUCGGCGUGCUAUUAAGUGGUGAAAUAUUCAAAUUCGUCGCAUUUGUGACACAAUAUCCCGAGAUCUUGGUCUAUUUGAUUAGUUUUGCACUGAUGGGGGCUCUGGGACAACUGUUCAUAUUUUUCAUGGUAGCAGAGUUUGGACCACUACCAUGCUCGGUGGUGACAACAACAAGGAAAUUCUUCACCGUCUUGGCUUCGGUGGUCAUCUUUGGGAAUGUUCUACUCGGCCGUCAAUGGAUUGGUGCUGUACUAGUUUUCACUGGGCUAUUCCUAGACAUCAUAUACAGCAAGGGAAAAAGUCAACCGUCAAAAAGGAUCUCAGAUAAAUAAGUUUUUCCAAGAUAUUAAUAAAAUAAUCACUAUUUAGUAAAUGUAAUUGGCAUAUUUAAGAUGUACUUGUAGAUUAUCAAUAAAAAAGCGAGGUAAUAUUGAAUAUAAAAUUUUCGAUAUUUCCUUUUCUUAUCAAAUAAAUAUCAGUAAGGUAGUUAAUAUAAGUAAAUAAAUAUUUAUUCAAUUAGUGUAUUUCGUUUUCUUUAGGAAUUAUUUUUAUUUACCAAAUUAACUUUUUUUUUGUAAGGAAGGACUGAAUACAAAUUAUCAAACACAUUCACAGCCAAAUAUUGUUACCGUGAAAAAACUACAUAAUUAAGUUAAAAGUGUUGUUACCAUUUCAAAUAUGACAGACUGAUAGUUUUGAUUUUUAUAUACUAACGUCUGUUGAUCCAUUUAAUUAUAGAUUUGUCAUUCAAAGUUAGGUUUAUGUCUAUUUUAAUGGCUAUUAAAAAAUUGUAUUUUUAAGUUAUCGUUAAGGUAUGAUAAUGAAAUGCAUGAAUUAAAAAAUAAAUUAUAUGAUUUUUUUAUACAAAAAGACCUGUCAUCAGAAUUAAAGAUGUACAGCUAACUUUAGAUUAAUCUAUCAACUUCAAGUUAUACUUACGAAUAAAUUAGUUUGAAUAAAUACAGAAGUUUAUUUGAAUUCAAGAGGAAGAGUUGAAUUUAAAGAGCAUCGGUGGCUCAGUGGUUUAAACACUUGACUUGUAAUCUACCCUGUACCAAUGUGAUUUUCGAUUUUUCGAAUU
Molecule: messenger RNA, 1977 nt
Organism: Papilio polytes (common Mormon)
Lineage: Eukaryota; Metazoa; Arthropoda; Insecta; Lepidoptera; Papilionidae
Gene: meigo
Product: solute carrier family 35 member B1 homolog
Exons: 7
Coding region: 269-1228 (319 amino acids)
Biological process (GO): UDP-galactose transmembrane transport
Cellular component (GO): endoplasmic reticulum membrane; Golgi membrane
Molecular function (GO): UDP-galactose transmembrane transporter activity; UDP-glucose transmembrane transporter activity
Source: RefSeq, a predicted model, not a curated record